AUGUCAAGAACUGAUUUUUCUUUGGUGGACAGAAUACUGACCAACACAGAAAAAAAUCAAAUGAAUACAGUGGAUCGGGCCAUUUAUAAUACAAAGUAAGUCUCCAGAUAUUUGUUUUUGAUUGUUGUAAAAACUGUGGUUUAGCAUCUUUUGAGCUGUCAUUAGCCACAUACAAGUUAGUGAGUGUAAUUCUUAUACUUUAUGAGUCAAAGGAUGCCUUGUGCCAAUCACAUAAGCCAGGGUUAGGCUUGGAAUUGAUGGAGCCAUUAUCUUCACAGCCCUACAUCUGAUAUAUCAUCAAAACUAUUUAUUAUAAAUUUAUACACCAUUUAUAUACUCUCCAACAAUGUGAUCUACAUUUCAGUCAUUUUAUCUCUUGCUGCCCCUCUUUAUUACAGGAAGAAACGAAUCACCAAUUACAUAAAACAGGUGUGGCCACCAGGGUCCCCGGCACCACAGUUUCAAAAUAACCUAGAAGCCACCAAAAGAAUGCUUGCUGUUGUUGACACGCUGGCCAAGGACGAGGAGUUUACUUUAGGAAGACUUGGGUUGGAAAGAAAUGCAAUAAUGCAAAUUAUCAGAAAGCAUAUGGAUGAGCGACGGCGUAAGGAAUCUGAGCAGCUGGAAGCGACUGGCAAACUGUUUCCUGUGAGUGGCAGUGAAAGUGAUACCACAAGUAAUGUGAGUGGAGACAGCCCAGAAAGUGAUGAGGGAAAGUCAACUAAAUUAGAGGACUACUACAACACAGGUGAGCCAUAUAUGUAUAUUUCAGAUACCUUUGUGGUAUAUUUUGUGUUGUGAUAAUUAGUUUAUCAUUUCAAUACGUUAUCAGUUUUUUUCAGAGCCACCAUAAGUUUGUGACCUUAAAAAUUAUAUAGCUCUGUAAUCUAUGUACAGAUUUUUUUAAAUAAAAUUGGUAAAUGCUCUUUGGUGACCAUUAAACAAAAAAAAGUUAAACUAAAGAAAAGUCACUGUAGCUUUUGAGUUAUUAGUGUCAAAAGGUAAAAGUAGGGUAAUUUUAAGCACCUUUUGGAAUUUCAUUUUAUUCAUUGCCAGUUCAUGUGUCUAUAUACUAAGGGUCUUUUCUGUGUUUCAGAGCUCACUUUAUCAUCAGCAGAAACCAUUAUUUUGGUAUGGCUGGAAAGAACAGCCAUCAAUGAUGUACACGUUAUCAAGGACCUGAAACCAGUUGCCAAAAAUCUUAAACUGAAACUGCUGAGGAACAAAGACAAAACUGCUCACAUCUGCGCUAUUGCUAGUACCCUUUUAAAACAGGGGAAGGUUAAG
Porites lobata is the source of this 1287-nucleotide messenger RNA. The record is from the annotation of a GenBank genome assembly. NCBI's taxonomy places the organism in Eukaryota, Metazoa, Cnidaria, Anthozoa, Scleractinia, Poritidae.